AUGCAUGUAGGACUGCAAGCGCACUGCUCUCAACAGUCAAGUCUGUCGUUGGUGGUGGGCACUCUGGUCUUCCUUCCCUCUUCUCUGAGGCGCCUGUCGCUGUCGCCCCAGCUCAAGCCCACCGACGACGCUCUGGCUAGCCUAUGCGCGCGCAACCUGAGCUUCCUCGAAGAGCUCACCAUCAUGGACGCCUCGCUUAUCACCGAUCGAGGCCUGCAGCGUCUCUCUACCUCGGCCUCGCUGACGUCGUCCUUGCGAACUCUUCGUCUGUGCUGUGCCAGAGGCAUAACGAAUGAGGCAGCAUCGCACAUCGCUCGCUUCGCCAACCUCACGACGCUCAGUCUCGCCUCCAUCGGCCCACGGAAGACCAGCGUCAGCUCUUCAUCGAACGGCGCCAAGCUUGCCGACCUGCACGCGCCAUGA
Molecule: messenger RNA, 423 nt
Organism: Acanthamoeba castellanii str. Neff
Lineage: Eukaryota; Discosea; Longamoebia; Acanthamoebidae
Exons: 2
Coding region: 1-423 (140 amino acids)
Source: RefSeq, a predicted model, not a curated record